Glossina fuscipes is the source of this 1967-nucleotide messenger RNA. RefSeq names its product WD repeat domain-containing protein 83. NCBI's taxonomy places the organism in Eukaryota, Metazoa, Arthropoda, Insecta, Diptera, Glossinidae. Gene Ontology annotation, biological process: intein-mediated protein splicing; mRNA splicing, via spliceosome. Gene Ontology annotation, cellular component: catalytic step 2 spliceosome. The transcript is spliced from 3 exons. The record is from RefSeq and is a predicted model, not a curated record. Gene Ontology annotation, molecular function: protein binding. Bases 542 to 1471 code for a protein of 309 amino acids.
GAGAAUGACCAUAUCUAUUUCUAGAAUUCCAACAUUUUAGAUAUAAAGAUAUACCUACAGAAACAGGGAUUUUUUCAAAAGAAUGUAUUGAAAAAGUUUUUACACAAGCAGGCUUCACUUUCGUUUUCGGGUUAAGAACACCCAGUUGAUAAAGAUCAUUUUUAAGAGUUUGUUUUGAAGUUUUCUUAAAAUUCUUACAAACGGGAGUUGCUUCUUUUCUACUGUUUUAUACAUUCAGAAGGAAUGACAACAGCAUAUGACCUUCCAGCCUUCUUCAAUGUACUUCAAAUGAGUCAAGUAAUUACGAUAAACCCGAUAAGUGUUUCUUCCUUUUAUUUUCCUUUAAAAUAAUCAGCUGCAAACUAGUUAAUUAAAAAGUAAAUCUACUUAUAAGAAGAAGAGUAGAAAUAUUUGUUCCAUUCAAUUUCGCAUAACACCUCGAGCACAGCGAGUUUCAAUGCAAAUACAAAAAUAAAGAAGUGUUACUUGCGGUAGAUUUUGGUAAAGAAACAAUUACAAGAUAUUAUUUAAUUAGGAAAAGAUGCCUAAUAAUUUUGAGAAAUUUCAUUGUUUAAAAGUGAUUGAUUGCAAACAGGGAGCUGUAAGGGCGGUAAGAUAUAACGUCGAUGGCGCGUAUUGUUUGACUUGCGGCUCAGAUAAAAAGAUCAAAUUAUGGAAUCAUAAGACUGGUCUUUUACUUAAGACUUACGGUGGACAUGCCGAUGAAGUUACUGAUGUAGUAGGCAGUUGCGAUAGUAGUAAUAUCCUUUCGUCUAGUCUCGACAAAAGUAUAAUAUACUGGGAUGUUAGCGCUGGAAGGCCUAUCAGACGCUUACGUGGCCACGCUGGUGGAGUAAAAUGUGUGUGUUUUAACGAAGACUCUUCCAUAGCUAUUUCGGGAGGACGUGAUAAUGCGGUAUUCUGCUGGGAUAUUCGUACAAGGCGUUUGGAGCCAGUACAAAUGAUGCGUGAGGCUAAAGAUUGCAUUAGUUCAGUAGUUAGUAAUGAUCAUAUGAUUAUUGCCUCCUCACUGGAUGGCUGUAUACGACACUACGAUAUACGUGCUGGUGAAAUGAUCCUUGAUAAAGUUAAUGUGCCUAUUACAUAUAUGAAUAUGACGGGUGACGAACAAUGUCUGUUGGUGGCAUGUCAAGAUAGCACAGUACGUCUUCUUGAUGGUGAAUCGGGCAAUUUGUUAUCAGAAUAUAAAGGCCAUAAAGCUGAAGACUAUCAUAUUGAAUGCGGUAUUAUGGCAAACGACACGCACAUUUUGUCGGGCAGCAGUGAAGGUGACGCUAUUAUUUGGGACUUGUUAGAGGGAAAAGUUCUUCAAAAACUUCAAAUAAGUAAAACCGGAGGUGUAGUACAUUCUUUGGACACUCAUCCAAAAUUAAAUGAAAUCCUUUUUGCUAGACGAAGGGACGUGUACGUUUUUUCUACGGAAACCUCCGAGAUUGCAGGCGUUGUAUAGAUAACAUUAAGCGUCCACAGGGUAUAAAACGGCCAUUGUACAUUACUACAUCCUCCACUCGAAUGUUGCAGAAAAAUGCCUCCCAACCGCAUUGUAGACCUUUACUGAAAUCUAACUGAAAACAGUUCGCGCGGCUAGAGCUUCUUCAUGUCUUCUUUCGUCUUGCUUUCUUAUUAUAAGACACCAUAUUCAGAUCGAUGAUUUUCAUACUUUUUUUGUCGGCUUACAACGGCUGAAGACUCUUCGAUAAAAGAUAUUACCAGCGUGUUGACCUGAUUUGGCACAACAAGCCAAGAUUUAAAUAAAAUUAAGCUUACCGUCUGUCAUCUUUAUCUCUCUCGAACGCUUUUUCAGCAUUAUCAUUUACUUCCAAUGCAUUACUCUGAUCGCCAAUAUUUAUAGUCCGUAAUUAUAAAAGAAAAGAAAAUUUUUGUCUGGAUUUGAAAUAAAUUUAUUUAUUUGGUUCAAGUCUUGAUGACCUUGAUUGAUGAUUUCU